AUGUCUCAAUCUGAUUCUUUUCCCGCAAUAUCUAAUCAAAUUCAAAAUCUCGAACAGUUUCAUUCAAAACUAAAACUUCAAUCUCUUGAGAUCAUUAACCAAAUUUUUCCUUGUAAAAUUCUAGAAUUAAAUAAUUUGUUGCAAUACCAAUCAGAUGGUUCCAUAACUAAUCCCAAACCUUCUUUGAUUCAAAAUGAUAAUAAUGAUGUAAAAUCAUCUCGUAAACGACGCAGAAAUGAGAUCAAUGACGAUUCCACUCAAACUGAUGAAAUCGUAAAAGACGCUGAAAGUGUCUCGUGCAAGGCUAUUUCUAUGAAAAAUAGUGAUGAUGUUGAUAAUAACGAUAACAUGGCAUGUUUGAAUAAUGGAAAAGAUUAUUUUCGUAUAAAGGAGUUGCAUAAAAUUCUUGAAUAUGAAGUUGCUUGUUUCGCUGGAUAUUGUUGUAAAUUGAGGGCUUGGGUUACGCUUAAAUAUCCAAGAAUUGGUACUGAAGAAAACCCAAAAAUUUCUGCACAAGAAGACAUAACAGCUGAAUUAUCGCGAGUUGAAGAUAGUUCGUUUUUAUUCUUAGACAGUAUUACAAGAUAUUACAUCGCUCGCGCCAAAUUAUGCAA
Molecule: messenger RNA, 614 nt
Organism: Scutellospora calospora
Lineage: Eukaryota; Fungi; Glomeromycota; Glomeromycetes; Diversisporales; Gigasporaceae
Source: the annotation of a GenBank genome assembly